Amyelois transitella is the source of this 1994-nucleotide messenger RNA. Its product is annotated as UDP-glycosyltransferase UGT5. Lineage: Eukaryota; Metazoa; Arthropoda; Insecta; Lepidoptera; Pyralidae. The transcript is spliced from 4 exons. The coding region runs from base 201 to 1898 and encodes 565 amino acids. Gene Ontology annotation, molecular function: UDP-glycosyltransferase activity. The record is from RefSeq and is a predicted model, not a curated record.
GCGAAACAGCGAUAUUUUUUUGCGCGAAUUAAAAGCGCCGCGCGUGCCAUAAUACGGGGCAGAUAAGGAUACCAUAAACAAUCUUCUUGUUGCGAGCAAGCUUUAAUUUAAGUGUCCUUUGUAAAUUUCAUAAUAUAUGUAAAUAUUAUGUAAGAAAGUCUAACCAAAUAAUCGGAUAAAUUUGAGAGCCAAAACUAAUUAUGUAUAAGAGUUAUUUUAUCUACAUAGAUAAGAUGUUUGUAAGUAUUUCAUUCAUAAUGUUUUCGAGUGUUAAUAUAAAAGAUGAGGCAAAUCUACUCAGUAUAGUAUUACAUGUCAAAGGCUCAUACAUUAUUAACAUGUUACGUUCACUUGUGAUUUUAAACUGUGUGUUUGGACUCAAUGCAUCAAGAAUAUUAUUCGUGAUUCCAACACCAUCAAUAAGCCAUCAAGUGCCGAUCAGACCUUUAUCUCAAGAAUUAGCAAGACGUGGACAUGAUGUUGUUGUAAUAACAACAGAUCCUAUAUACCCUAAAGGUGGUGCUCCAGCAAAUUUCACAGAAAUAGAUGUACAUGAUGUAUCUUACAACAUUUGGAGAGAUCUUGUGUUGAAUGCAGAAACUGCAAGUGGAAGCGCUGAUAAAGCCGAAUAUCAGAUAACUAUAUUUUCUGAUAUCAUAGCAGACGUUCUAGAAGCCCAAAUGGAAACUGAUGAAGUAAAAAAUUUAAUUAAUGGCAACACACACUUCGAUUUAAUAUUCACUGAAUCUUUAUCAAAACCGGCUUUAUUAUUUUCUCAUAUUUUCAAAGUACCUGUGAUUCAGAUAAGUACGUUCCCCGCUAUUUAUAAUAAUUUACAAGUUAUCGGUGCUGAAAGUCAUCCAAUUUUGUACCCUGAAACAUUUAGUCAAAAAACGAAUAAUUUAACAUUAUGGGACAAGAUGAGAGAAAUUUAUAAAAUAUACAGAUUUCAUAAGAUAAUUGAUAAUGCUGAGGAAAAACAACAUGCUGUUGUAAGGAAGGUUCUAGGAGAAGAUGCGCCUACGUUCGAAGAAUUAGCUGAGAAUGUGCAUAUGUUGUUCUUGAACGCUCAUCCUUUGUGGGACUCGAACAGGCCGGUACCGCCCGGUGUUGUUUACUUGGGAGGAAUUCACAAGAAUCCAUCGAAAAAAUUACCCGAGGACCUGAAAGCCUACUUAGAUUCUUCUAAACAUGGCGUCAUUUACAUCAGCUACGGAACCAACGUCAGCCCUUCGGCCCUUCCAGCAGAGAAGAUCCAGAUGUUGGCGAGAGUUUUCUCUCGCUUGCCAUACGAUGUUUUGUGGAAGUGGGAUAAGGAUGAGCUGCCUGGAAAACCAAAAAAUGUGAAGAUUUCGAAAUGGCUGCCACAGUCGGAUCUUUUGAGACAUCCAAAAUUGAAGGUGUUUAUAACACAAGGCGGUCUCCAGUCUACAGAUGAAGCUAUUGAUGCUGGAGUACCUCUCAUAGGAAUGCCAAUGUUAGGAGACCAGUGGUUCAAUGUGGAGAAUUAUGUCAAACAUGGCAUAGGUGUGAGACUCGAUAUGGACACGCUGACUGAAGAGAAGUUCCAGAAUGCUAUCGAAAAAGUUAUUAAUGAUCAAAGCUACCGCCAAAACAUCAUCAAGCUUCGUGACCUUAUCAAUGACCAGCCCCAGAGUCCACUAGAACGCGCCGUGUGGUGGACGGAACAUAUCCUAAGACACGGCGGAGGCCGCCACUUGAGAUCACCAGCAGCUAAUAUAUCAUGGACACAAUACUACGAAGUAGAAUUAAUAACCUAUUUACUGGCUGGCCUACUGCUAGUCUUAGUAAUUUUUGCAACUGUGAUAAUUUACACUGUGCGAUUUGUUUCACAGAUAAUUAAUAGUAACUCUAAAUUAAAAAGUAAAGAAUUGUAAUAUAGUUAAUUAUUUUGUAUUUUUAAUUUAUAUAAAUACUUGUUCAGACAUAAGUGGCAAAUACCACCUUGUACCAAUAAGACAAUUAUAAGUUUU